AUCAACGCAACUGCAACUCUGUGAAGCAAAACACCAGCAGUCAAAAUAGCCUGUCUGGUUUCUCAUCAAUCAGCCAACAACUCUCCCUCAUCAACACCAAAACUCAACACCACAACCAUCAUCAUGGCUCCCCGCGUCCCCCGUCUCCCCAAGGCCAAGCCCACCGAAAUCUUCUGCAUCAGCGCCGCCGGCGUCGGCGUCCUGGCCCCCCUAUACAUGGCCAUGCCCGGCGCCGAAGAGAGGCUGGCGCGCCAGACCACCAAGUGGGCGCCUCGCUGGGAGCGCAACAUCAACUACUUCACCUCCCCCGCAGAGCGCACUGCCCAGCGCAUCGAGCCCCCCAUUGCAAAGGCCAUCAAGAAGCUCGACGAGAAGCUGCCGCUCGAGAAGAUGGCCAAGGGCAUGGAGAGGGGCAUCCAGAAGUCCAUUGCGCGCUUCCAGCCACCCAAGAGCGAGCCAUGAUCCUACUGUCUGACUCGACUUGACACGUUUCAUCAUGUCUUCUAUGCCUAUAUUUUGUUUCCCUUUGUUACGCGUCGUCGUCAUUGUUGCUUCCAAGUAUAUUGGAUCAACGGGUGGUUUUGGGAUGGCUGGAGCCUGUGAUAUCACGGGCUCGCCGUGGCGUUGGUGUGCUCAUUUUGUAACGUUGCCUUAAAUAAGGCACCUGUAUGCACUUCGUCUUUAUUAGCGAAGCCAGGUCAAUAAAUAUAAACACUACUGAAACACUC
Trichoderma virens Gv29-8 is the source of this 728-nucleotide messenger RNA. RefSeq lists its product as uncharacterized. The transcript is spliced from 2 exons. Bases 124 to 462 code for a protein of 112 amino acids. Lineage: Eukaryota; Fungi; Ascomycota; Sordariomycetes; Hypocreales; Hypocreaceae. The record is from RefSeq and is a predicted model, not a curated record.